UAUGUUGGACAAAAAUACGUAAGGCGUGCCCCUUGACGUAGGCCAUUUUGUUGUGCGUUCAGGCUUACAGGGAUUAUCCCUUCAGGGGCAAUUGAAAAUGAUCGAAACAAGUUUCGAAUGGUAGUGUAAAAGUGUCAUUGGUUUAUUGGAGAAGGUGAUCCUACUUUCGCUCUUGUUUUAAAGUGACGAUUUUUUUUAAUAAAAAUAUAACCGUCGAGCUAUGAAUACAAUUGUUAUACGCGCAUUAUAAUUGAUGUGCACGCCUCGUAAUUCCGACCUGUGAUUACACGAUUACAUUUUAUUCUCGAAUAAAUCGGACAAUCUGUUUUUAUUCGUAAUUAUAAAAAAGAAGAACGAUGGAAGAAGUAAUGGAAAUUGUGAAAGUUGAAGAUAUUAUAUCAAUGAAAGAUACAUCUUCGGUAGACAAUUUAUUUGUUACGGAUAAUGUAGAAGAGGCCAUUGUAAUAACCACUGAUACAGAACCCAAUAUGAAAGUUAUUACUGACGGUGAUCAGAUUAUACAAAUUAUAACGGAUUAUGAAUGUGUAACAUGCCGGCGAGUCUUUAGGUCUCAGGAUAUGUUAACGGAACACUUAGAUACGUGCAGAGAAGAAGAUGACUCUAUGACUCUUGUAGAACUUCGUAAUGUAGACCAUUAUGAUUCAGAAGAAGAUAAAGACGAUGAUAAUUCAGAAUGUGUUGAUGAUAUCAGCAUGGAAGAUUCAAAUUCAAGCAAGCAAAAAAAUAAUCGCAGACCACCUAAACCAGUAAUUAUGCCAGUACCUGAAUCCCAAUGUCAUUGUUGUGCAGAAGACUUAAGUACUGCUCACAGUGGUGGUGAACAUAAAUGUUCAGAAUGUGACCUCUCAUUUAAGAAAAAAUCAUCUUUAGACAGACACAUAGUAGUAAUUCACUGGAAUUAUGAUUCUUGUGUUUGUAAAGAAUGUGGACAUUCAUUUAAUAGUAGGAAAGCAUUGAAUAAACAUCGUUACACUACUCAUGGAGAUAGAAAAAUUUUUAGAUGUGAGCCUUGUGACACUUACUUUUCUCGAAGCUACCAUUUAAAUCGACACAUAAUGCAAUCUGGUUGUCAUGGUAACAUUCUUAAUACAUUUAAUUGUCAAGUUUGCCAAAAAGGUUUUACACGUAAGGAUAAUUUACGUGAGCAUUUACGUACGCAUGCUGGUGAACUUCAGAGACCGAAGAAACCAUGUAAAUACUGCCCUAAGGAAUUUCACACUACUCAACAAUUAGUAAUUCAUGAACGUGUGCAUACAGGAGAACGUCCAGUUCAGUGUGAUUUAUGUCCGAAAACGUUUUUAUCAACUCUCGCACUAAGAAAACAUAGACGCGUGCAUACAGGAGAAAAGCCAUUCGAAUGUCAUUAUUGUCAAAAGAAAUUUGCUGCUCGUGAAACAUUAAAUCGUCAUGAGAGAACCCAUACUGGCGAAAAACCUCAUGUUUGUCAGUAUUGCAACAAAUCAUUCAUUCAAGCAGCUCAAUUGAGAGCACACAUAUUUCAUCAUACCGGUGAAAACGGUUUUUAUUGUGAUGUAUGCGGAAAAGCGUUCAAUCGGAAGGCUCGCUUGAAUGUUCAUAAAAAGUUUGUCCACGAAGGAGCGACCCCAUUCACAUGUGAAGUUUGUGAGAAAAGGUUUAUAAGAAGAGAAGAUCUUGUUAAACAUUCAUUACUUCAUACAGGCAUUAAACCUUUCAAAUGCGACAAAUGUGAAAAAGCAUUUUCCACUAAAUCCUCUUUGCAAGCUCACUUAAAUACUCACAGAAGGGAGCCACCACAAUCUUGUCUUGAGUGCAACAGAGUGUUCAUUCGGCAAGAUUGUUUAAUGAGGCAUAUAAAGGCAAAGCAUCGUGAAUUGUUAGAGGACGUUAUGAACGAAGUGGAAAAGAAACAUUUGCAAACGCAGCUGUACAAUAUUGCAACGCUUGCAGCCGAAAAAACGAAGAAUGGUGAAUCUAAAGAACUCUCUACCGAUGAAUUAUUAACAGCUAUUUCGGAUCUAUUAAAAAUAUUAAUCGAUGAUGAAACUCUCCAGCUGUUCGGUUGGCCUGAAGCUCCCAUUCAAGAUAUCCUUGAGGCCGUAAUUAGAAGGUGUGGUCAUUUACCAGUUACAUCAGAUACCAAUUUUUUCUUCACCGAGCGGUUAAGAGAAAACGUCAAACUUUUAUUCAGCGUUGUUAUAGAAGACGAUCUAGUAAAAUCUCUUUUAACAACGAAAACAGUAGACGAUGUAAUUUUACAUGUUUUGAAACUUUCAAAAGAAUAUACAUCGAGUUCGUAAUUGUAUUAAAAGAGAUACAAUAUUACUUUCCUCAUUUUUAAUGAAUAUGCGACAAAUUCAACUUUUAUAAACAAAUGAGAUGUUCCAUACAGUGUGAAAGAAAUGGUACUAAUAGAAUUGGAAAAUAUCGCCAAGCUGAAAAAUUACAGAGGCAAGAAGAAUCAAAUAGUGUCCUAAUACUUGCGAGCAGAUCAAUGCAUAGUAUAAUUUACUCCAUAUUACUGUUAUGGUGUACUAUAUAAUGUUAUGAUUAUUAAAAGAUUACACAUAUCUAGAAUAUUUUCGUGAUGUAUUUUUGAUACGAGCGUUUACUUUGUUUUUAUUGGAGAUCUUUUGAACCAUUAUCGUUACAUGGGAAUCCAUACUUACGUUACCUAGGCAUUUUAUAUUACAGUAAUAUACAUUUUUUAGGAUGUACGUGAUUACUUGAGAACUACACCUAUUUUAAUGGAUUGCAAAUGGUGUCUUAAUUUCUGUAUUUAAUUAUUCCACAUUUUUCAUUGUUAAUAAAUGCUCUUGAAACAUU
Molecule: messenger RNA, 2826 nt
Organism: Nomia melanderi (Alkali bee)
Lineage: Eukaryota; Metazoa; Arthropoda; Insecta; Hymenoptera; Halictidae
Biological process (GO): regulation of transcription by RNA polymerase II
Cellular component (GO): nucleus
Molecular function (GO): DNA-binding transcription activator activity, RNA polymerase II-specific; RNA polymerase II cis-regulatory region sequence-specific DNA binding
Source: RefSeq, a predicted model, not a curated record